This is a messenger RNA of Aureobasidium uvarum, 2859 nucleotides long. NCBI's taxonomy places the organism in Eukaryota, Fungi, Ascomycota, Dothideomycetes, Dothideales, Saccotheciaceae. The record is from the annotation of a GenBank genome assembly.
AUGCCCUUCAUGUCCUCGGCCGUCGCAAGCCCGCCAGCACCAAUGUCGCAAACUCUAGGAAAAGAGACCGUCAGCAAUGUCUUCAUGGAAGACUCGGAUAGCGAGGACGACAUGCGGCUACCACAACCGCAAUCGAGUUCAAGACCAGUCCAGGCUCAAGAGCAGCCACUCUCAGACACCCGACAACCUCUUGCUACCCCACUACCUAUACAAUCACAAGACAGUCAGCAACCGCCUAGUCAGAGCCAUUCCCAGGACCUGGGUCUGUCACUCUUCGCCAAGCGUUCCAUACACAACCCCUUGAUCUCAUCCACCAACACUCCUACCACAACAAGAGUCGCCAUAUGCACUUCCUCUGGCAAAUCGUUUUCCGUGAAGAAGAAGCAAACGGCCGAGGGUCUGUCAACAGAAAGACUAGCAGCAUCACGUUCCGAAAUCGCCGAAGGAAGAGCUCAAAGAAGUUACUAUGGCGUCGACAUCCACAACCUGGUCAAGGAAGCCAAGGCUCAGCAGGUCAUCGACCAAGCAGAAGCAGAACGAAAAGCCGCCAUGCCCUCGAUUGAACCUGAUCUGCCUAUCGACAGCGCACAAAAGAAUCAACGGACGUUGAUGUGGACGGAAAAGUACAGAGCGCGCAAGUUCACCGAGCUUGUGGGAGAUGAUCGUACACAUCGUUCCGUCAUGCACUGGCUCAAGCGCUGGGACGAGAUCGUCUUCCCGGGCUCGAGCAGAAAGCCCAAGCAUCGCAAGAAUGCUGAGAAUGCCGAGCCAGAAAGACCACAUCGCAAGAUAUUGCUUCUUACUGGCCCCCCUGGUCUUGGAAAAACGACUCUGGCUCAUGUAUGCGCUAAACAGGCUGGCUACGAAGUUCAAGAGAUCAACGCCAGUGACGAGAGAAGUAGAGAUGUGGUCAAGGGACGUAUCAGGGAUAUGGUCGGCACUGAGAACGUUAGAGGUGUCGAUCAAAAGACUGCUGCGGGUAAGAUACGUAAAGCCGGCCGUCCUGUAUGUGUCAUCGUUGACGAGGUCGACGGUGUCGUUGGCGGCAGUGGAGGUGCUGGUGAAGGAGGCUUUAUCAAGGCCCUGCUUGAUCUGGUCGCUCUCGACUCGCGAAACUCGAAUAAAACUCGCUCACAACAGCCUCCUGGAAAGAAAAAGGGCGACAAUUUCCGCUUGCUGCGACCGCUUAUCCUGAUCUGCAACGAUGUUUACCAUCCUUCUCUCCGACCGCUUCGACAAAGCACGGCUGCUGAGGUCAUUCAUGUUCGCAAGCCGGCCAUCAACUCUGUCGUCUCGAGGAUGCAAUCUAUCUUUGAGAAGGAGAAUAUUCCUUAUGACGGCGAUGGUGUCCGAAAGCUGUGCGAGGCAUCUUGGGGCAUGACAAACCGCAAGGAAGGUGGCUCAGGCAGCAGUACUGGAGAAGGUGAUAUUCGUGGCAUCUUGGUUGUCGGCGAAUGGAUCGCAGGCAGACUCAGAGCCACCCACGAUCCAAUCGCGAACUCAAUCCAGAGGCUGACUCGCCGAUGGAUCGAGGCCAAUAUUCUAGCAGAUCUAUCUCAUGGAGGAGGCUCAGCAAGAGGCGUAGGCCGCGGCGGGCCAAAAGAAGUAGUUGAGCGUGUUUUCAAGGAAGGUGCUGGUUUCUCCAAACCCAGUAUGCUGGCAGCCCCUACCACCACCGCCUCAAUCACCGGCAUGAAAGGCGUAGCAGAAGCAGGAAAACGGCAAGCCAUGGAUCGUCUCCGCGAAAUGGUCAACACAUCCGGCGACAUCGAUCGUAUCAUGACCGACUGCUUUUCUGCGUACCCGGACCAGCCAUACCAAGACGACAACUACCUCAGUAAACCGGAUGAAGCGUAUGAGUGGCUUAACUUCCACGACCAGCUCUCUUCCGCCGUGUUCAGCCAUAGCGAGUGGGAACUAGCCACCUAUCUCGCCCAGCCAGUCCUCGCUUUCCACCAUCUGUUCGCCACACCAAACCGCUCCCAUACCAAUACUAACAAGUGGAAUGAACAAGAGACCACCGAAGACGGCGAACUUCCCACCCCCUUCUCUGGUCCUCAGGCCUCUUUCCAAGCCCACGAAGCCCAAAAGUCCAACCUCGAGAUCUUGCAAACGCUGCAGGCAUCUUUGUCGCUACCACUCCUUCGCAUGUUUCCCUCACCCAUCGCCAUGUCCACCGAAUUCAUACCUUUCCUGAUGCGCAUGCUGAACCCCAACGUCUCGCCAGUAGUGGUCCAAAACUCGGGCAUUUCCACCGCCAGCGUCCGCAAAGCCAGCGAGAAACUGCUCGUGCAGAGGUCUGUCAAUGCGAUGGCGGCCUCUGGUGUGCGCUUCGAUCGCAUCCGUUUGGACUCUGAAGGGCAAUCGCACUCCGGACCUCAGACAUGGGUGUAUCGUAUGGAACCCGCCAUCGACGACUUGUCCGUGUUUGAAACUCUGGAUCUAAAGGCAGCAGGCAUGGCAGCGGUUGAUCGCACGCGCUUUGCGGUCAGACAGGUCCUCGAUCAAGAAUUCAACGUUGCAUCUAAGAAGCAGCAGGAAGCGGCCAGAGUAAACAGAGGCGGUAUCUUGACUUCUUUGGGCGAGGCAGUGGCCGGUGCUUCUGUGCCUUCCCUUCCCAACGACCACAGUAAAAAGCUCAAGCGAGAUUUCUUUGGCAGAGUUGUUGCCGNNAGGAAGAGGAAAGAGAACCACAAGAAGGAGAUACAGAGGAAGAUAGCGAACUUGCGGCCAAGAAGAAAAAGCAAAAGANUGGAGGAUGCGGGAGACAAGGAGAGGGUAUGGGUGACCUUCCACGAGGGUUACUCCAAUGCAGUGAGGAAACCCGUGUCGCUCAAGGAGUUGCUGGCAGCCAUGUAG